AUGUCGACACUCCCCGUCACCUCCCUUCUCCACUCUCUGCAGUACCAGCGAAAGCCAUUGAACCACAGAGCCACGUCACUGGCUCUUCUUGGGCUUAUCGUUGUAUCAUUCUAUAUCUUUUUCAUCGCAAGGCCUUCAUUAGACCUUGCCCCAAUAGCGCUUCAUUCCGACGCUCUCGGACACCCAGGUACACAUGGUUCGCAUCCUCAAGACAAAGACGAUCAUCCCCCAUCGUCUAGGCUCUUCCGUCUACCUUCAAGUUCACAAAGAAAGACCGUCAGCAAUGCCAACCGUCCUCAGGUCAAACUGGACGAGAUGCAGGAACUUGCAGCAGUAGCUGCUUUCGUAGCAGCACUACCACAAAACAUGAUUCCUCGGUCAAUAGACCCAAGCCAACCUAUUGACCCCCAGCUCGUCCUUGACUUCGACACUCGUAGUCCGCGCGCCGCAUAUGAAGUAAACCAAAUCGUGCAAGAUGUGUGGUCUCGCUAUCCUGUUAUGUUGUUCACCAAGCUCCACCAUGCAAAUUCUAGGGAAAUAAAACAAAUAAUUUCAAAUAUGGACUUACGGCCGCCUCCGGCCAUUUUUGAAGUUGAUCAACGAGAGGACGCAGAUGUUCUGAUUCCUUUGUUACACCGCCUCACAUCUUCAACCGAGCUUCCUCUAAUGCUUAUUGGUGGCAAACCCGUCGGCUCGAUGGAUACCAUCCGCGAGCUCAACGAGGCUGGCGAACUCCAGAAGCUGAUUACCAAUGCUGGUGGGGUCAUUGGCGGUGCGAAGAAGAAGAAGGGUCACUAA
Messenger RNA from Suillus clintonianus, 798 nucleotides. RefSeq lists its product as uncharacterized. Gene Ontology annotation, cellular component: fungal-type vacuole; cis-Golgi network; Golgi lumen. The transcript is spliced from 3 exons. NCBI's taxonomy places the organism in Eukaryota, Fungi, Basidiomycota, Agaricomycetes, Boletales, Suillaceae. Gene Ontology annotation, molecular function: glutathione disulfide oxidoreductase activity. The record is from RefSeq and is a predicted model, not a curated record. Gene Ontology annotation, biological process: cellular response to oxidative stress. The coding region runs from base 1 to 798 and encodes 265 amino acids.